AUGGUUGCAACCGGCGGCAGUGGCCACGCUUUCAAAUACCUUCCAAGCGUCGGAAACUGGGUUGUCGAUAUAAUGGAGGGCGUUGAUAUGGAUCGACCGGCAGUGAAGGCAUGGCGGUGGAGAUUUAGUGGUGAGGAGGAGCCAUUCAACUCUAUCAUGGAAGGCACCGGUGGCUCAAGAGCUCUCCAGAACAUACGUCUUCUUGGAAAAGUUAGCUUGCAAAGCAAUCCAACUGCUAAGCUAUAG
This is a messenger RNA of Penicillium vulpinum, 246 nucleotides long. RefSeq lists its product as uncharacterized. The transcript has a single exon. Lineage: Eukaryota; Fungi; Ascomycota; Eurotiomycetes; Eurotiales; Aspergillaceae. The coding region runs from base 1 to 246 and encodes 81 amino acids. The record is from RefSeq and is a predicted model, not a curated record.